Triticum dicoccoides is the source of this 1349-nucleotide messenger RNA. Its product is annotated as cysteine-rich repeat secretory protein 38-like. The record is from RefSeq and is a predicted model, not a curated record. Lineage: Eukaryota; Viridiplantae; Streptophyta; Magnoliopsida; Poales; Poaceae. The transcript has 3 exons. The coding region runs from base 1 to 1026 and encodes 341 amino acids.
AUGGCGUCCGCCUGCGCGCUCACCACCAUAGCCAUCCUCGCCGCGAUCCUCUUCUACGUCCUCCUGCUGCUCAGCCGCGCCAUGGAGCUGCGCUUCGCGGCCAGCUAUGCCAUGCUCGACUGCGCCCCGCCCCCUGCCUCGGACGAGGCCGCCGCCGCCGCCUUCCGGGACACCCUCCUGCCGCUCCUGGCCGCGCUGCCCGCGGCCGCCGCGCCGACGGGGUUCGCGUCCCUGCGGUCCGGCGGCGGCGCGUUCGCCCGCGGCCUCUGCCUGGGCGACCCCUCGCCGAGAGACUGCCUGGCGUGCCUCGCCGCGGCCGCCAAGAAGCUCACCGGCUGCGGCGCGAGCAGGCGCGCCGGCGUCUGGAGGAGCGAGGGCUGCUUCCUGGCCUACGCCGACGGCAACACCUCCUCUCCGCACGAGGGCGUGUUCCGCGACGUCGUCUCCUUCGGCGAGGAGGUCUACCGCGCGGUCAUCUCCGUCGACGACGGCACGCUGCCCUCCUACCCCAACUGCUUCGACAAGCGGGCGCUCGUGGCGCUCGCGCAGUCCCUGGCGGGGCGCGGCGCGGCUAACAGCUCGGGGGCGCGCGUCGUCACCGACGCGGCCGCGCUCUCGAGCAACGCCACCGGGAAGAACGCGGUGACGCUGCGGGCGCAGUGCGCGAGGGACCGCGCGGCGGCGGCGGAGUGCGGCCGGUGCCUGGGGGACUCGGCGCGGGAGGUGCGGGCGUGCGGCUGGGGCCUCGACGGCGAGCACGAGCGCGUGGCCGACGUGCUCGGCUACAACUGUUUCCUACGGAUCGAGACCUCCGUCCCACCACGGCCCGUGGCGAAAUACAUCAUGCAACCAGUGGUUUUGGCCUUGUGCGCCGCCAUACUGCUCGUGCUGGUCGUAACAGCGGUGAGCGCGUGCGUGAGAAAGAAGAGGGGCACCGGGAAUGUGGCGGCGGCGGCGGCGGCAGCAGCAGCAGGUGCGUCUUCUGUCUCUCGGCUACGUCAGCAAGUGAACGGUGCUGCAAACUGAGGGAGAUGGAGUCACCGGUCACCACCACCUUUGGAGUCAUACGACCACCCUGCUGAUCUGUUUCGCCGCGUGCGGAGAUGGAGAUCGGUCGUCGAUGUUUUUUUUUUCUGGUUUGAGAUCCAUGCUUCCGUAGCUAGUAGCUGAACUAGUGGUGUGGGUGUGGCCAGGAAUUGGCCGCUGCUUUGGCUCGGUCGUCCUGGGUGAUACCAACAUGAACCCAUGUACUGAUUGUCAACUUUAUGUCCUAGAUCAGUUCCAGCAGCCAUGUGUGUGCCUAUGCGUUCCUUAAAACUGCAGGCGAGACUUACUGUCGUCGCAAUUUA